Messenger RNA from Phialemonium atrogriseum, 918 nucleotides. Its product is annotated as parasitic phase-specific protein psp-1. The coding region runs from base 1 to 918 and encodes 305 amino acids. The transcript has 4 exons. The record is from RefSeq and is a predicted model, not a curated record. Gene Ontology annotation, cellular component: plasma membrane; fungal-type vacuole. NCBI's taxonomy places the organism in Eukaryota, Fungi, Ascomycota, Sordariomycetes, Cephalothecales, Cephalothecaceae.
AUGUCCCUUCCCGAUGGCCUCAUCUCCUAUGGACCCGACUCGAAUUGCACACUUGAGCUUUGCCCGGUGGAAUGGAGUGCGCUUCAGUACCGACCUUCUCUGGCAGCAAGUGGCAUCUUCAUCGGCCUUUUCGCCACUACCAUGAUCAUUCACAUCGUCGAAGGAAUCCGAUGGCAGACGUGGGGAUUCAUGGCAUGCAUGAUUCUCGGAUGCCUCGAUGAGAUCAUCGGCUACGUCGGAAGGAUCGUCCUCCACGGCAACCCCUUCUCCUUCUCGGGAUUCUUUGUCAAUAUAUUCUGUAUCGCCACCGCACCCUUGUUCUUCUGCGCCGCCAUCUAUGUAACGCUAUCAAAGACAAUUCGUUGCCUUGACCCGAGCAUAUCACGAUUCAACCCCAAGCUUCUCUACUGGGUCUUCAUUCCUUGCGACGUCGUCUCCCUUGCGCUACAGGGAGCUGGAGGCGCCAUUUCCUCAGUAACAAGUGGAUCCAGCAAGCUAGGCGCUGAUAUCGUCCUUGGGGGUCUUUCGCUCCAGGUCUUCACGAUUCUCGUCUUCCUUAUCGUCGCCGCCGAAUACUUCAUACGAUUUCUCCGGGCUCCAGGCAGGAGGGCCUUGAAUGUCGAGUUUAAAAUAUACUUGACCUUCUUGAGCUUGUCUAUCCUUUUGAUACUGGUACGGUGCGUCUACCGUAUCGAUGAACUCAGCGACGGAUUCCUCGGCCCCGUGUUCCACAACGAAAGGCUAUUCUAUGGCCUAGAGAGCAUCCCAAUUACAAUCGCCGUGUUCUGUCUCAACCUUGGCCACCUGGGGCUCGGCUUGCGGGAAGCUAGGAAAGUCGCAGAGCGAGCCGGGGGAGAAUCAGGGGAGAAAAAGAGCCAAGACCCGGGCUCAGUGCAAUCCAAGGCGAAUAGAGAGUAA